AUGCACCCGCCGGGCUGCGCCCGCUUUCAUUCCUUCAUAAUCGCGUUACUCAUCGGUUUUGAAUGCGUCGCAGUCGCCUUGGGCGGGAUACGGACGAUCGACGAUACGUACGGUGACUCGGUGACGGGAGCAACGCCGACAUACUCCAACGCGGCAUGCUGGAACGAAGGGCCGAGUUGCUCGAUCUGCGUUUCCCAGCCAGACCCGGCGCAGGCGCACAACGGAACCUGGCACGACACGCAGUCGAACGUAUGCAGCAAUGCGCUGAGCAAUGAUACGACAGACCACACCGUCAUGUUCACAUUCACCGGGACCACUCUUACAGUGUACUGCAUCCUCGUGGCCCAAGGACCGGUCACGAAGGUCACCAACGUAACCUUCGAUCUCGACGGGGACCCCAGCACAUAUCAAUCGCCCCCGAGUUACAAUGCGAGCGCAUAUGGAUAUCAGUACAAUAUACCUGUCUACAGCAGGUCGUCGCUGAACAACACACAACACACGUUCACAAUGUCAACUGCGCAAGGGUCGCCAUCGUCACCAUCGCUCCUUCUGUUUGACUAUGCUACCUACAAGUGA
Molecule: messenger RNA, 576 nt
Organism: Rhodofomes roseus
Lineage: Eukaryota; Fungi; Basidiomycota; Agaricomycetes; Polyporales; Fomitopsidaceae
Exons: 2
Coding region: 1-576 (191 amino acids)
Source: RefSeq, a predicted model, not a curated record